AUGGCUCCUGAGCUUUCUGGCGCCCCCGUGGUCACCGACUUCGGCCAGAUGCGACCCAUGCUGACGCUGAGCACUGACUGGUGGAUGCCGGACCUGGACCGAGCACCAGAGAUUCUCCUGAAGCUCCCAUGGUGGUUCCCCGUUGACGUGUGGUCUGUUGGCGUCAUGAUGCUGGAGCUCCUCGAAGGAAGAAACCUCUUUGAUCCCAUCGACCGCGCCAACAACCAUUAUGUCCUGCCGCUAGCCCUGGCUCAGUACAUCGCCUAUCUGGGUCCUCCGCCCCUGGCCAUCGUCGAGCAGGUAACUGGACAUCCGAACCACCAAUCCCCAACACAUCAUUCGAAGACUUUGUCACCGUUAUCCCUUCGGGCGAAGAAAAGGAAACGUUCUUGA
Molecule: messenger RNA, 393 nt
Organism: Fonsecaea pedrosoi CBS 271.37
Lineage: Eukaryota; Fungi; Ascomycota; Eurotiomycetes; Chaetothyriales; Herpotrichiellaceae
Exons: 2
Coding region: 1-393 (130 amino acids)
Biological process (GO): protein phosphorylation
Molecular function (GO): ATP binding; protein kinase activity
Source: RefSeq, a predicted model, not a curated record